AUGAAAUUUAUUUUUGUUGUUGCGGCAAUCUUUAUUAUUGGAACUUAUGCUGGCUCACCAAGCUACAAUCCACUUCCAUUUCCAAUAACAUCACCACUGUCUUGUGGUGAAAUUGAAAUUCUUGUCAAUCAAUUAAGCGAAGCUGCUCGCGAAGCUCUUAAAAGUCAAGUCUUGCAACGUCCACGUUUACUUGAUCUUGGAAAUCUUUUAAAUGGAAAUCUUUUGGGCAGCGUCCUUAGUGGAAUAUUGUCAGGUCUUAACAUUUUGAACCUUGACAAAGUCUUGCUUAGUAACAUACUCAGUCCAACAAUUGUCUUGCCAAAGAGUGAUAUUGAUACUGAAUUCGAUCCAACUUGGAAUUGCUUAGUCAACUUUUUUGAAUCUGAAUAA
Chironomus riparius is the source of this 390-nucleotide messenger RNA. The record is from the annotation of a GenBank genome assembly. NCBI's taxonomy places the organism in Eukaryota, Metazoa, Arthropoda, Insecta, Diptera, Chironomidae.